CAACUUUCUAGUUAGUUUGACACAGUGUAAACAUGGCGAGCCUGGCAGAUGUCGGCUGGAAACUCCUGGAAUUCAAAGCCCGAUCAAAAAGAUCAGAUUUGUGAUUUAGCUGAGAGAGACGAUUGGCGUUAAUUUCACCUUUUGAGAAUGGCCGGCUCAGUGGCCGCGACUGCCCGGCCUCAUCGGAAAGUCCACAGGCUUGGUUCUAUCUAUGAACCUCUCAAGCUGUCCAAUCUCCAGCGUGAGGAUGAGCCCCUGUGGGAGAAGCUGGACCGCUACUACAGUGCCGUCAAGACAACCAUUCUGAACUACCAGAGUCCCACCACUGGCCUUUUCCCAGUUAAAACCACCUGCAAGGAGGCCAAGGUCCGGGACUCCCUGUACUGUGCUGCUAGUGCCUGGGCUCUGGCUAUAGCCUACCGACGCAUUGAUGACGAUAUGGGACGAACCCAUGAAUUGGAGCAUUCUGCCAUCAAGUGCAUGAGAGGGAUCCUGUACUGCUACAUGAGACAGGCUGAUAAGGUGGAGCAGUUCAAACAAGAUCCCAGCCCCUCCAAGUGUCUGCACUCCUUGUUUAACGUAGACACCGGUGACGAGGUGUACUCCUACAGUGACUACCACCAUCUGCAGAUCGAUGCCGUUUCUCUGUUUCUGCUGUACCUGGUGGAGAUGAUCUGCUCUGGUCUGCAAAUCAUUUACAACACUGAUGAGGUUUCCUUCAUCCAGAAUCUGGUAUUCUGUGUGGAAAGAGCCUACAGGGUGCCCGACUACGGCAUGUGGGAGAGAGGCAGCAAAUACAACAACGGCAGCACUGAGCUGCAUUCCAGCUCUGUGGGCCUGGCUAAAGCUGCUCUGGAGGCCAUCAAUGGAUUCAACCUGUUUGGAAACCAGGGCUGUUCGUGGUCGGUGAUAUUUGUGGAUCUGGACGCCCACAACAGGAACAGGCAAACCCUGUGCUCCCUACUACCCCGAGAGUCUCGUUCACAUAACACAGAUGCAGCCUUGCUUUCAACCAUCAGCUAUCCUGCCUUUGCAGUAGAUGAUGAUGCCCUCUACAGUCAGACACUGGACAAAAUUGUCCGCAAGCUGCGGGGCAAAUAUGGCUUCAAACGUUUCCUCCGUGAUGGCUACCGCACUGCUAAUGAAGACAAAAAUCGCCGCUACUACAAACCUGCUGAAAUGAAGCUUUUUGAUGGAAUCGAGUGCGAGUUUCCCAUAUUUUUCAUCUACAUGAUGAUUGACGGGGUGUUCAGAGGAAAUAAAGCUCAGGUCAAAGAAUACCAGGACCUCCUUGAACCCAUCAUCUUCCAGUCUUUUGAGGGCCAUGCUGUGAUCCCCAAAUACUACUACGUACCAGCUGACUUUGUGGAGGCGGAGCAGAACAAGCCUGGAAGCCAGAAGCGUUUCCCUAGCAACUCCGGCCGUGACGGGAAGGUCUUCCUGUGUGGUCAGGCCCUUUACACCAUCGCCAGGCUGCUGGUGGAUGAGCUGAUCAGCCCUAAAGAUAUUGAUCCCAUCCACCGCUACGUGCCCCGCCAGGACCAGCGGAACGUCAGCAUGCGAUACUCCAAUCAGGGUCCCAUAGAGAACGACAUAGUUAUUCACGUGGCCCUGAUAGCAGAAAGCCAGAGACUGCAGGUGUUUUUGAACACCUAUGGCAUUCAGACCCAGACGCCCCAGCAGGUGGAACCAAUCCAGAUCUGGCCUCAGAAGGAACUGGUCAAGGCAUACCGUUUCCUUGCUGUGAAUAAGAAACUGGGGUUGAGUGGGCGUCCAGAUAGGCCAGUGGGCUGCAUCGGGACCUGCAAGAUUUAUCGUAUUCUGGGCAAGACGGUGGUGUGCUACCCAAUAGUGUUUGAUCUAAGUGACUUUUACUUGUCUCAAGAUGUUAUGCUGUUGAUUGAUGACAUUAAGAACGCCCUGCAGUUCAUCAAACAGUGCUGGAAGAUGCAGGGACGUCCUCUCUUCCUGGUUCUCAUUCGCGAGGAUAACAUCAAGGGGAGCCGCUUCAACCCAGUCUUGGACAUGCUGGCCUCAUUCAAGAAAGGCAACAUCGGAGGGGUCAAAGUUCAUGUCGACAGACUUCAGACACUGAUAUCUGGAGCAGUGGUGGAGCAGUUGGACUUCCUGCGUGUCAACGAGGCAGAGAUCCCAGAGUUUAAGAGCUUUGAGGAGCUGGAGCUGCCUAAGCACUCCAAGGUGAAGAGACAGACGAGUACACCCAACGCCUCAGACCUGGAGCAACAGCCAGAGAUCAGUGUGGAGGAGUGGCUGCACAAGCCCACCAAUGAGAUCAUCCAGAAAUUCCACGACUGUGACUGCUUGGCCAGUCAGGCUCAGCUUGCCGGCAUCCUUCUUAGGAGAGAAGGACCAGACUUCCUUGCCAAAGACGAGAACCUGAUGGAUGAACUGGAGAGAAUCUACAGAAGAGCUGGCAGCAGAAAGCUUUGGUCUGUUGUCCGUCUUGCCGCCUGUCUCUUAACUAAGCUAGUGGACAGCCUUGCCCCCAGUAUUACUAGUGUUUUAGUGCAUGGCAAGCAGGUGACCCUCGGUCUGUUUGGCCAAGAGGAGGAGGUGAUCUCCAAUCCACUGUCGCCAGGGGUGAUCCAAGGCAUCAUCUACAGCAAGUGCUCCCCUCAGGGCGGAGAGCGGGAGGCCGUUCUUCAGCAAGAGCUGGUUAUCCAUAUUGGGUGGAUUAUCUCCAACAACCCAGAGCUGUUCAGCGGCAUGCUGAAGAUCAGAGUCGGAUGGAUUGUCCAGGCCAUGAAACAUGAGCUGAAGAUCCGGGCAGGAGACAUGCCUACUCAGGACAUCCACCAACUCUCGCCCAGCGACAUCAAGCAGCUCCUGCUGGACGUCCUGCAGCCACAACACACCACUAGGUCUUGGCUGAACAGGCGUCAGAUCGAUGGCUCUCUGAACAGGACCCCUCUGGGCUUUUAUGAUCGUGUGUGGCAGAUCCUGGAGAGGACCCCCAAUGGUAUUGUGGUGGCUGGGACUCACCUCCCACAGCAACCUACACUGUCUGACAUGACCAUGUAUGAGAUGAACUUCUCCCUGCUGGUGGAGGACACGCUGAAGAACAUUGUCCUGCCUGAGUACAGACAAAUCGUAGUGGAGCUGCUGAUGGUGGUGUCCAUAGUGCUGGAGAGAAACCCAGAGCUGGAGUUCAGCGAUAAGGUGGAUCUGGACGGCCUGGUGAAGGAAGCCUUUAAUGAUUUCCAGAGGGAUCGCAGCCGCUUUGAAGGCAUAGAGAAGCAGGAUGACAUGGAGGCAUUCUACAACACCCCCCCGGUGGGAAAGAGAGGCACCUCCAGCUACCUGACCAAGGCUGUUAUGAUCCAGUUGCUGCAAGGGGAUGUCAAGCCCUGCAAGGACGACCCGUGCUCUGUUAGCUAGAUUUACAACUCUUUGACCCCUAAUCCCUGCCUGCCGCUGUGUAGUCAUCAAAUGGUCUGGCGAGGACUACAGAGUAUCCAUCACAUGUAUUCAGAAGAUAACCUCUAGCCUCUCUAAUGCUCCCCUUGGCAGGACACUGCCCAGUCCUGCAAACUAGAUUUUUCCUGGAGUUUUCCCUGAACAACAGCACAGUUAGCAGAAGAUUUAAGAGCCGUAGAUUAACAUGUCUGCCGUUUGCAGUUCAGUAUGCCAACUGUGCUGUGUAUUCAAAUUAAGAUUUACCUUGACUUGUUCUAGUUAUUUAUUACCAUCGGUGGCUAUUAAAGUCAAAUACCACAUAACUAGCUAACAUUGCCACAACUGGCUAGAAUUAGAAUAUUUGCACUUUGUUGUGAUAAUAGCAUACAUCCACCAGUUGUGCUUAACUCAGUAGCACCUAGAGUCUUGCUUUACCUCUACACAUCUUUCAGUUCAGUUCAGUUUAGCUCCAUCUUAGCAUACAGACAUGAGUGUGAAUCAAUCUUGUCACAUCAGAGAAUCAGCAUGUUUCCCAACAUGUCCAACUAUUUCUUUCUUUUUUGGUGUUGCUUAGAAAUCCAGUUUAAAUGCUGUGUAUCAGGUAUUUCAAAAUAAUGCUACUAUAUACUGCUAAAUGAACCAUGGGCUCAGAUCAACCGUUCAAACUGUACCUCACCAGCAAUAACCUACAGCUGUUACAUAGCAAUUAGUCAGUAUAAUGAGAGAUGUGGUUCUCAAAUUGGCCCAAUUGGCUCCCAGGGGCCUUAAAAGUGCAUUGCAUAUCACCAGGCAUAAAAAGCGGUUAGGUCUGCCAUUAUUUUCUUUAUUGUUCAUCAGUAUAAAUUAAUGAAUCAUCAUAUUUUUUUUAUAUGGUUAUAUUCUUUUAAACUGUCUGUGGGUCUUUGUCAUUAGAAGGCUUGAGAACCACUGCAUAUAUUGAAAUAUUUGGAUUUUAUAGAGAAUUACACAGUAUAUUCUGCUGAAAAUGCAUACAUGUCAGCGUGUGUUGUUUGUUGAACUGUGCUGUGUUUCUCGUCUUUCUCUCUCCUUGUCCUUUAUGCAUGCACAGUCUGCUGCAUGAAAAUAGGUACUGUUUGCCAUAGCCAUCAUGACGGUUGCUCUGGAUGUUAUGGGCUACAAAACAGAAUUUGUGAGAGGCCUGUUUUGCACAUUAGGGCUCUGCAUGACAAUGACUACUGCUCAUCUGAAGUCCUAGGACUGAGGACCCUUUAGAAAAUGCUGUUUUGUUGAAUAUGGGCAACAGAAAAGCCUGCUGUCAUCCUUACGUAGACAUGAUAAAAAACUCACUUUGACUUAUUUUAAAGCGUGCCUCUAUGAAUAUCAUCACUGUGAUGAAUUCGCCCAACCUUGUCACUGUGUGUGUGUGUUGUUUACUGUUGUUCCAAAAAAGUAUUUUUAACUCAAAACUGUAGUUUCAAAUAAUAAAGUUAUGAUGGAAACUAUAAA
Dicentrarchus labrax (European seabass) is the source of this 4884-nucleotide messenger RNA. RefSeq names its product phosphorylase kinase, beta (gene phkb). Gene Ontology annotation, biological process: glycogen metabolic process. Gene Ontology annotation, molecular function: calmodulin binding. NCBI's taxonomy places the organism in Eukaryota, Metazoa, Chordata, Actinopteri, Moronidae. Gene Ontology annotation, cellular component: phosphorylase kinase complex. The transcript has 32 exons. The record is from RefSeq and is a predicted model, not a curated record. The coding region runs from base 148 to 3399 and encodes 1083 amino acids.